Caenorhabditis bovis is the source of this 2835-nucleotide messenger RNA. Lineage: Eukaryota; Metazoa; Nematoda; Chromadorea; Rhabditida; Rhabditidae. The record is from the annotation of a GenBank genome assembly.
AUGCAGGCGAACGACGAGCGAUUUGUCGAGUAUUUCCGAAAUAACUACACGAAAUGCAACAAUUCGUUCGACUAUUUCGAUUCGCCGCAAUUUCAGUCGACGUAUUCGCACGCGAUUCUGAUGGUCUCGCUUCCGUUGAACGUUUUCGCCGGUUGGUGCAUUUAUUCGAAAACGCCAUCGCAUUUCCGUUCGGCGAAAUGGUAUCUCCUCAAUUUGCAUGCGUGGAUCAUAAUUGUCGACGUUUUGAUCAGCGGCCUUCUGAAUCCCUUUCUAUUCUUUCUAGUCCUUGGAGGAGUUACCACUGGAUUACUUGAACGGGUCUUCGGUGUGCCGGCGGCAAUUCAAACAUUGAUGGCGCAAAUCGGAUUUGCUGGCCUUGGCGUCUCAAUAAUCAUGAUAUUCGAGAAUCGUCACAAUCUUCUAGUUCGCGGACCAUUGAAAAUCGAAAAUUGGCAAAUCCGAAUCGCGUUUUACUCAAUCAAUGCCUUGUAUGGAAUUGCGUUCGCGAUUCCGAUCUACAUGAACAUUCCCGAUCAGAAAUGGGCGAGAUUGAAAAUGUUGGAGCUUUUGCCAUGCCCUCAUAGCGAUUAUUUCACAAAGGACAUAUUCAUCGUCUCCACUGAUCCAUUAUUCGUUACCAAGACAUUCCUAACCCUUUUGAUUUUUUAUGUCAUCGAGAGUUUUUCAUUUGCUUUUCAUUCUUCAUUCUUUUUAUGGAGUAUUAAUAACCAUAUGUCGUAUCGAACAAGACAAAUGCAGCGGAAAUUCUUCAUCGACACGUGCAUUCAGGUCGCCGUCCCAAUAUUUGCAAUCAUCUCACCAUUCUUUUAUGUUAUAUAUUCAAUAAUUUAUAGUUAUUAUAAUCAAAUGUACAACAACAUCGUCAUCAUUCUUCUGUCGUUCCAUGGGUUCUCAUCGACGGCCACGCUCAUCAUUCGAAGUCCCGCGUAUCGCGACUACUUUUGCCACGUGUUUUUCCGACGGAAAUACACUAAGAAAAAUCACGUGGUUGAAAGUAUGAGCAUUGGCAUCGAUUUGGGCACCACUUUCUCAUGUGUCGCUCAUUAUCGAAAUGGAAAAGUCGAAGUUCUUGAGAAUGAGAAUGGUUGCCGAACGACGCCGUCAGUGAUUGCCGUUGAUGAGGACGGCGAAUGGCUGAUCGGCCAAACCGCCAAAGACGUUGUUUCGAAUCCGACCAAUUGUCUUUUCGACGUUAAGCGUGUUAUUGGACGACGCUACGAUGAUGUCCUUUUGCAGAAGGACAUGCCGUUGUGGCCGUUUCGGCUCGAAAGUGAUGGUGCCGAUCCAUACUUUGUCGUGGAAUCCGGCUCACAUCGUCACAGAUUCACCGCGGUCACCGCUUCUGCGCACAUUCUUGCGAGUCUCAAGAAGAACGCCGAGAGGAAGCUCGGAUUCCCGGUGAAGAAUGCCGUCGUCACAGUGCCGGCGUAUUUUAAUUCAACGCAGAGGCAGGCAACGCAAGAGGCUGCCAAGUUGGCCGGAUUCAAUGUUCUGCGAAUUCUCAACGAGCCGACAGCUGCCGCAAUCGCGUACAGUCUUGACGGCAAACGGCUCUCGCGCCGAAAUAUUCUGAUCUACGAUUUUGGCGGCGGCACGUUUGACGUCGCAAUUGUGAAUAUUAAUGGCCCUCAUAUUACGGUUAAAGCGAAAGGCGGUGAUGCCCAUCUCGGCGGGCAGGACAUUGAUAAUAUUGUUAUGCUGAAAAUGCUGGAAAAAUUCAAAACUGAGAAGAAAAUUGAUUUGAAGACGAAUUACAGAGCAUUGAAGAGAUUAAGGAAAGCCGCAGAGAAUGCCAAAAUCACUUUGUCUUCCAGUGGCGGUGCUCGAAUUGAGUUGGAAUGCAUUCAUGAGAACAUCGACUUCAUCAUGAAGAUCAAUCGCAAGGAGUUCGAGGGUUGGAUCGAUAAUGUGCUUCUCUCGACGAUGAUUCAUGUCGAGCGAGCGAUACGCGAAGCCGGCCUUCAAAAAUCGCAAAUCGAUGAGAUUGUGCUCGUCGGCGGCUCGACGAGAAUUCCGCGUCUCAAGACGAUAAUUCGCUCGAGUUUUCCGGAAUCGACGAAAAUUUGCGAAUCGAUUCAUCCCGAUGAGGCGGUGGCUCAUGGAGCCGCAAUUACUGCCGCAAUUCUUUCAGGUGUGGAAGAUGUUCAAGACAUGCGAAUGAAUGACAUCAUUCCAAUGUCGAUCGGAAUCCAGUGCAAUCGCGAUUACAUGAGCGUUUUAAUUAAAAAAGGCACCUGCUUUCCGUGCUUUAAAAAGAAAAUCUUCGUCAACAGCGAGGAUUACCAGACGAAAAUCGACAUCGACGUUUACGAAGGCGAGCGCGUUCUUUGUUCAAAUAAUCGUCACCUUGGCAAUAUUACUAUGGAUAUUGAGCCAAUGAGACGAGGUGAAUCGGUUGUUGAGAUUUGCAUGGAAGUCGAUCACAAUGGAAUUCUGCAGGCGACGGCGAUCGAUAAGAAAUCGAACAAAGCGAUCACAACGACCAUCCUCUAUGAUCACUGCACGUUCACAAAGGAGGAGAUUGAUGAAAUGACAAAGCACACCGAAGAGGACAGAAUGUUCGAUGAGAGAUUCCGCAAGCGAUACAAACAACUUCAAUCCAGUGAAGAUUUGGCAUAUGACUAUAAGCAUCGACUGGAGAAGAUCACUGCGAGCAUUGAUAAGGAGAAGUACACCAAAUUAAUGGACAUGAUCACCGACGAGAUCCGCUGGCUUGCCGACUUUCCAAAUGUCUCCUGCGACGAGUAUCAAUCUCGCCGUCAUACUCUCCGUCGCAAAGUGCUUCCAACGCUUCUUCUAAACCUUUCCUUCUAG